AUGGAGGCUAUGGGAGAUGAGAACUGGAAGCUCUCAAAAGGUAGCGGGAGCGAGUACGGAAAUUGCAGCGGCGGCAGCCGGCGAAGCGGCGGCGGCGGUGGCUUCUUCGGCGGCGGGUGCGGGGCUCUGCGGAAAGGAGGCUCUUUUAGCCGGCGGUGCGCUUCCCUGGUGAAGGAGCAGCGAGCCCGGUUCUACAUCAUGCGGCGGUGCGUCAUCAUGCUCAUCUGCUGGCGGGAGUACCGCGACUGCUGA
This is a messenger RNA of Spirodela intermedia, 252 nucleotides long. The record is from the annotation of a GenBank genome assembly. NCBI's taxonomy places the organism in Eukaryota, Viridiplantae, Streptophyta, Magnoliopsida, Alismatales, Araceae.